UGGGAUUUCUAAUGGGUUGGAAAAAUAUUUGAAAAUUAUAUUCCAACGACACAACGGUAACUUGUCUUUUCUUUUCUUUCCAUUCCUUUUCUUUUCUUUCCAUUCCUUUUCUUUUCUUCUCUUUUCUUUUCCCUUGCUUCUUCCACACUCAUUCUAUCGCAUCUUAUGUUCUUUUCAUCCAACACCAAAACCGAAGCAAAUCGUUCCCUUUUCGCACUCUCUGCAACAACUGCAUCAACAUGCAAACGGAAAAUCAUAAAAUGCCGAAGAAAUCUAUCGGAAACUUGAUGCGAAGACGGCUUUCCGAUAUCACAAAUUCUUCUCACUCUCAACAAGAAAACAAUAACCAUUCACUAACCCUCGAUAAUAACUGCAUUCAACAACUCCUAAAGGAAAGAGCGAAUUUGAUCAACCUUCUUGCUGAAAGAAAUAAAAUGAUAGAAAGGAGUGGAGCUGAAUUGCAGAGACUGAGAAGUGAUAUGAAGAAGCUUCAAAUGCAAAACUGGAAUCUUGCUCAGUCUAAUAGUCUCAUGUUAGCAGAACUUAACUUGGGGAGGGAUAAGAUAAAAACACUGCAACAUGAAAUUUUUUGGAGGGCUGCUUUGAUUAAUGGAAAGACCUUCGAGAUACAGGAAAAAGAGGAGAUUGACUCUGAGAAGAAUGACUCAUUAUCACAUUUACAGGAAGGAGAUGAAAAGGAAGCCCUGCAAUCCCCUAGAACUAGCAAUGACGAAAAACAAUGUUGUUUGAACAGGAGACGCAUAAGAAGUAAAUCUACUGGUUCUUCUACCGUUGCCACAAAAAAUACAAGCAAAGAAAAGGUUAAAGACAGAAGACGACGAUUGAGAAGACAUUCUGCUACGUCAAAGGUCCAUGAACACGAACCUCUAGAAAAUUUAUUUGAGAUAGAGGAUGCUCAAUACGCCAUCACUCAAUCUGGAUCAAACAAACUGAGUACUUCAGCUGUAAAAACUGAAAGAAGAGUAAGUUCUGAUUUAAGAAAGGAAGCUCCAAGGCAUUCUUUUGGAAGACCCCUGCGAAGGGCAGCUGAGAAGGUUCCAUCUUACAAAGAGAUUCCUCUAAAUGUCAAGAUGAGAAGGCUAGCAUAAACCAAAUAUAGAGAAGGUUCCAUACCCUUCCUUCAUUCAUUUCUCAUUUUGUUGUAUGUUGAAACUUAUGUCUUUCAUUUGUGUAGUUUUUGUACACCUUUUUAUGAAAUGAAAAUAGUGGACACUUUAGAAAGUAUUAAUUUUCAUGGUUGAUUUAUGUUACGAAAAUAGUGGACAGUUUAGAUAAGUAUCAGAUUCCAUGGUUUGAUUUA
Lathyrus oleraceus (garden pea) is the source of this 1321-nucleotide messenger RNA. RefSeq names its product shugoshin-1. Gene Ontology annotation, biological process: maintenance of meiotic sister chromatid cohesion; meiotic sister chromatid segregation. The record is from RefSeq and is a predicted model, not a curated record. The coding region runs from base 240 to 1109 and encodes 289 amino acids. The transcript is spliced from 9 exons. Gene Ontology annotation, cellular component: nucleus; chromosome, centromeric region. NCBI's taxonomy places the organism in Eukaryota, Viridiplantae, Streptophyta, Magnoliopsida, Fabales, Fabaceae.